Molecule: messenger RNA, 4092 nt
Organism: Python bivittatus (Burmese python)
Lineage: Eukaryota; Metazoa; Chordata; Lepidosauria; Squamata; Pythonidae
Source: RefSeq, a predicted model, not a curated record
CAGAUGGUCUAUCAGGAGCCCUCCCGGUGGUCCUACACCUUUCAGACGUACUCGUGUCUGAGCCGGCUCAGGGCCCAGCUGGCGCCGCCGGCCGCGCAGGCGCAGAAGACGCAGGAGCCGGUGCGCGUGUUUGAGAGAUCGGUGUACAGCGACAGGUACAUCUUUGCGAAAAAUCUCUUUGAGAUUGGCCACCUGACUGAGAUUGAGUGGAUCAUUUACCAGGAUUGGCACACCUUCCUCCUGCAAACCUUUGGGGAUCAACUUGCCCUCCAUGGCUUUCUUUAUCUCCGGGCACCUCCAGAGGUCUGCUUUGAGAGGCUGCGCUGCCGAUCCAGGCCUGAAGAGAAAGAGGUCCGGCUGCCUUACCUGGAGCAGCUUCAUGUCCAGCAUGAAAACUGGCUUGCGAAGAAGACCACCAUGAUCCAUUCUGGAAGUUUAAGAGAUGUACCUGUCUUGAUUCUGGAUGUCACAAAGGAUUUUGAGAAUGACCCGAAUGAACAACGCAAGCUUGUAGGCCAGGUGAAAACUUUUAUGAAAACUCUUUGUUCUGAUCCUUUGCCUUCCGUCUCUACAACUGUCUCCAACUGAGGAUCAUCUCAUUCUGCAACUAGCAGCUGCUUGUUUAAUGCCAAGAGACCAAAUGGGAACCAGUUUGCCUCUUUACACCCAGGCAAAUAAAAACCUCCAGGCAGGUCAGAGAUCCUGGCAAGGGGCUGGCCCUAGGGGGCUUCCACCCAAUGUUAGCAAGAAGAAGCCUGCUGGAGCCAGCCUACAUCCGAAGGUGGGGGACAGUCUCUGGGCCAAGCAGAGGCUUCACCCCCUCCCUCUCUGGCAGGAGAGAUUGGCACUGUCUUUGAUGGACGAACCCUGGCAUAGCUACCUGAGGAGCUGCCCCAAGAGCGUGGUGUCCUCAUGGCCCCUGCCUCCUUUCGACUGUCCCAGGAAGGGUCAGAGACUGAUGAGCACCAAGUUUCAAGACCAGCUGAGGAUCACAGUUCACAGCGUGAAGAAGUUGCAGCAUAAACUAGGAGCCUUUCCCACCGUUCAGCAUGUGGGCUGUUUUCUGUUGGAGCUGAGGGACACCCGUCACUUGGCACUGAGUCACACCCACUCUCAUCUCGAAUUGUCUAAUGGCCAUAGGGGUCCUGGCAUGACGCAACCCAGCACAUUUCCUAGUCUGCCUGGCCAAGUGCUUUUGCCACCCCUGUGCAGAUGGGCUCUUUGUGGGACUUGCUUAGUCAGUGGCAGCACCACCACAUGUUGUGUCAACCUGGAAACCCGACAAUUCCAGAAUAGGAGCAGGACCGUUACACCUCCAUUCCCUGGCCCAUGGUUAUCCACUAGAUACUUAACCUGCUUUGCUGUUCUCCAGACCCUAAAGAGCAGCAUAAUAAGGACGUUAUCUUGAUUUUUUGUCUCUGUGUGCUAGAAACAACAGCCACAGAAGCUAUGUCAGCCACACAUAUUCACAAGGAUAGUAACUCAGCCCUGGAGGGACGUGUGUAAGCUGGCAUGUCAGUGUUGUGCCGAUUGGUGCAAUUUAAACUUUUUCCUUAAGGGAAAGAUAAGCAGAGAGGUUUUACAGACUUUCUCUCAGUUUAAAUUAAUGACAUUUGUCUUUUGAAGGAUUAUGUCUGUUUUAUUGGUGAAAAAGGUCAGCGAACCUGAACAGUGGAGCUGCCUUUGGGGCUGAUUUUCAUUUGGUGGGCUGUGGGGAGGAUGAGAGAAUGCCAGCUGUUCUGUCUUGGAAUUGCCUCUUUUUUCAGUUUCUCUGACUUUGUCAGCUGCUAUAAGUCUGCAGCACAAUCUGGCUCGUGUCUGUUAACUCUGCUGAAUUCAUUGUAGCUUACUCCCAGGUAAGUGGGUAUACAACUGUAGCUUAUUGGUUAUGCUAAAAACACAACUCCCCUUUCUUUGUUUAAAAACAAAGGCAGUGACUAUGUUGACAACACAGUUGUUAUUGCUCAGCAUAUAUGAAAGUGAUUGCAACAAAUGCUGCUGGGCGGCAGAUCAUCCUAGACAGAUCCAGAAACUUCCCUUCCCCCCCGAACUCUCUCCUCUGCAGCUCUUUUUGUUCAGGGGCCGUUGCUCAUUGGGCUUUUCUGUGUUCAUCCUCUGACUGUUGGCAUCCUUUUGUUCAAGCUAAUGCUGUCAGUCCAAACAUUUUGUCAUGUCUGAUGCAUAUGUGCAGGAGAAGGGCUGUCUCAGGCUGCUGCUCUUGUGGUUACUUAAAGGCACAAUGAUCUAUUUCCAAAGGAUCGAUUCUUCUCCUGCCCCUGAUGCUGCUGGGCCCAAUCCUGUCCUCCUCCCCGCUUCCCCUCAAGUACCUCUUCUUCCAAGUCUUGAAUGCUUUUUAAGUGCAAGUGUGGCUCCUCGCUUCCCUAUCCUGUGGCUUCAGCAAAAUGGACAGGUCUUUUGCUCGAUAGCAGGUGGAACCUCCACUUGAAUAAAAGCAGUCUGGAGAAGUGGUGGCCUGCCGAGAGGGGCUGGCUCAGGCGGACUGUUUGGAGAGGCAGGAGACGGUGAUCAGAGAAAACAUUUGCAAGUAUGUUUUCUGGAUCAGGGUUUGUGAACUCACAUUGAUUUAUUGCUUUGUUAGAAGUUAGCAUGUUCCUUUGAGACUACUCAGAAGUCAGUCGUAGCAGGGUCUUCCCUCUCCUGCUCUGUCAUAUUGACAACCUGUAGGUUUUCUCUUCGUAGGCCAUUACAACAUCUUGCUCUUUAUUAGGAGAGGUAACUGGGCAGAUAUUUUCCCUGUGUUCCCUGCCAAAAUGCUACGUCUGCUGAAGUUCUUUUUGACUCUUGCUCUUGAGCUUCAGCAGUUGCUUUCUGAUCUGAUCUAUUUCCUGGGGUUUAGUUCCACUGUGUUUUUCUCUAGAUUUGCUGCCAAACUUUGGUUAGGACCCUUACAGAUUCUUCUGUUGCUCGCCACAUUUCUGUAAAUACUGUUAUCAGUUCCUGUAGUUUUUUGACUUGGUAACAACCAGAGUACUGUUCUAACUUCAUCUUCCACUACUAGAGGUUCUUGUAAUUAGACUCCAUUUUUUAAUCCGUCUGUAUCAUUCUGCUGGCAUGCCAAUCUGAGGUUGGAACCUCCUCCUGAGUUUGGGGAUCUUUUGGAAGACUGUUUCCAUCUGAAGUGUCUCUGCAGAUGUCAUUGCAGUACCACUUUUUGUCUCUUCUGACAGCUCUCUGAAAUUUUUCAUUAAGUUUGUCCUGAGAUCUUUGCCUUUCUUGGCUUCUCUUCUCUUCUCAGCAACUUCCACUGUUUAUUCUGACAUUCAGUUUGCUUCUGCUUUUUGGUCUUUGUCAGUCUCUUUUCACAUUCAUUCUUAGCAACUUAAAUUUCAUUCCACAGUUCCUCUGGUUUCCUAUCAGUGAGGUUCAGGACUUCAAAGCAGUUUCUGAUGUCCUCCAUGAAAAUGGUGGAUAUAUGUUCAGGAUCACAUUUGAAAACAUGAGUUGAAAACAGAGUUUGGCUUGUUCUUCUACUUCAGGUUGAUGUGGAACUUGUACAUGAGCGGUUCAUGAUCCCACAGUCAGCCCAUGGGCAGGUCUUUGCUGUUACAACUGAGCUCUUCCACCUCCUUGUACCAAUAAUAUAGUCAGUUUGAUUUCUGUGGGCUCUGUCUGAUGAUGUCUAGGUACGUAGGCAUCAUUUUGGUUGUUUGAAGAGUGUGAUAGCAAUGAAAAAACCCCUGGCAGAAUGAUUGGCAGAAACUGUUGUUACCUUGCUUUAUUUCUUUUUCCUCAGCUAUACAGUCCAACUACCUUUUCCUCCUUACUAAUUCCAACUUUGGCAUUCCAGUCUCCAACCAGCUCUUGCCUUCAUGUUCUGUUGCUUUCAGAUUGAACUUGACCAUAACUCAUGUCAACCUCCUCUUCUGCCUCAGCGGCUGGAGCAGAAACGUAGAUAAUCAUCAUGUUAAAGGGUUAUUCGUAAAGUCCAACUGAUAUUCAGUCACUGAUUGCAUUAUACCCAAGUACUGCCUGCCUUUUCUAGGCAGUACUCCUGACUAUGAAAGCGGUGCUGUUUCUUCUGUUUUUCAUGUCCUAGAUAAUAAAUGGUAAAUAAACAACAUGAAUUUCUGA